GUCAGAGAAGUGUCAGCGAAUGGACCCAACAUACCGCCAGAACCGAGCCCUCAGGAGAACCAGAAGACCUUCGUGAGAGAGAUGAAGCACCCCAUUCUCCGCCCGGGUUACGUCCCCAUCCCGGUUUUCCACGAGGGAGCAGAACUGAGGCAGCAGCAGCAUCCGUGUUAUUCCUACAUCCAGCCGAGCGCCGCACAGAACAUCCGCACAGACGGGCGGACGCCUUCCCCGACGCCAGGGCUCCACUGCAGGCCCAGAUCACCUUUACACGGACCUUCAGACAGCUGCUCCGCUGAGCUCGGAAAGACCGGCUCACCUGCGUCACAAACAGCGGAGGUUUACGCUGUCCCGCAUCACCAACCGUCCCGGCCCAGCAGCACCGCCCUUCAAGCGGGUUACAUCCCCAUCCCGGUGAUCCACGAGGGCGGAGGAGGCCCGGCACAAACGCAGCCCCAGUUGAAUCCCUCGGUCUACUCUCAGCGCGUCCCGUACUCCGAGCACCAGCAGCCCUUCCAUCGCGUUCAGACCGACGAGUGGCCCGGCUACUCCGCACCGAUGCCGCCUCCCCGAGAAAGAGCCUCUCCGAUUCUGCUCCCCCAGCAUCGCGACUCCAUUCACCUCCCACCUCACAUUAAAAGCCAGUCACCUAUCAUAACGCAGGUGCUGGGAGAACGACCACAGACUCAGCAGCACGUCCUCACAAGAGACCCGCCCCAGAAAACUGAACAAGAACAGCAAAUCACUCAGCAGAAACCCGAGAACACGCAGCUCCUCCACGCAGAAGCUGACGUCCAAAAGCCUCAACAACCUCAACAGUUCCAACAGCCUCCACCUCAGCAACCUCAGCAGUUUCAGCAACCUCAGCAGUUCCAGCAGCCACCACCUCAGACGUCUCCACAGCCUCAGCAUCCCGAACACUUAAUGCAGUCGCAGCAACAGUUCCAGCAGCCCCACAAACCAGAGCAGCCACAGCAACACACUGCGGAUAUCACAGUUCAAAUACCUCCAAAACCAGAGGCCCAGGACAUGACGGCCGUUCCCCCGGAGGUCCCACCUGCAAAGGUAGAGACAGAACCGGCUGCUCAGAGCCCGGUCCACCCAGGCUUGGCUAAGGUACAGCAGAUAGUCGGCCGGGUCGCCAAACUGGAGCAGGAGGUGAGAUAUUUUGCCGGAAAGAAGAAUGAUAAGAAAUACUUGUUACUGGAGGAGCUGCUGACCAAAGAGCUCUUAGCGCUGGACUCGGUCGACCCGGAGGGUCGGGUAGACGUGCGGCAGGCGAGACGGGACGGAGUCCGUCGCGUUCAGAACAUACUGGAAGAACUGGAGCAGAUGGAGGAGCAGGGAGACAGCCUGACACAGAAAGGAGAACCCAGCAUGAUCACCAAGGAGAAUGUAGAGCUGGCGAAGGAGAUAUCAUAAUGACUGCACACUUCAUCACCAGGAGGAGAGCGGGACGACCUGCUGUAUAUUUGAUAGUGAACAAGUCUGCUCCGGCUGACUCUCCUCCUCCUCCUCCUCCUCUAUCUACAGCAUUUGUGGAAGUUGCAUGCAUUGAUUAACAGUGUUGGUAUUUCCUGCCAUUCAGCACAUAAUUGAUGGUAGCUCAGUGCAAUCAUGUUUUUCAAGCCAAUGUUGUUGCCUUCUAUGUCGUGCCGACGUCUUCGUAAUAAGACAGCUGUCAGGAUCGAGGUGUUGACAACAAUUUCUAGUGAAAGUAAAGUUUGAACAAGAGGCCUUUAUCAAUAAACGGAAGAAAAGUAGAAGUAUUUUCUUAAGAAACGUUACGUGUAGUUGCCUUUUUGUUGUUGAUCAAAUGUUAUAUGAAGCUUUUUCUUAAUCCAGCACAUCAGUUAGUACACGAGUGCAAACAUUUGGGGGCUUUAAAGCAGAACUCACUGCAAAAACUCAGUUACCAGAAGAGCAUUUUCCCCUUUAUAGCCACACAGCUACACGUUGGAGCUGCUUUGUCACAGAAAACACAGUGAAUAUGUUUAUUAGAUGCUGCUUUUCUUGGUGCAUUACUGAAAUUUGCCGUCUUUGCACUUUGCCAUCAUUGAAAUGUAUCAUGCUGAAAGAUCAGCAGCACUUCAUUUGAAAUGUAUAAGUUACACAGGUCUUGAUUGAUGUGUUUGAGUGUUUGUAUGUGGUUUACUUGUUAUUUAAAAAAACAAAAAAAACAACCUUAUAUCAGUAUUUAUAUCAUUAUAUAGUAUUUUGGUACAUUUAUGAAUGUGUAAUGACAAACGGAGGUGAGAUCUUACUUGAGAUGUGAGACAAUCGGCACUCGGUGCUAACGAGGAAUCACAGUUCAAAGAUUGUAUAACUACCAAAGCCACAAUCUGUAACAGUAACACUAACGCGGCCUGAAAGCCUUAAAAAAUACCUACUGUGAGAAAAUGCCCAGUUCAUAAACAGACGAAGUGCAAAGAAAAAUCUGUCAUUUAAAAGGGAUUCGAAAUAUUACUUUUAAGGAUACCCGUCACUGUUUGUUAAUUUGUCACUACGAUAGGUAGUUUCACUGUCUGACACCUUUACAAAUCAUAGAUUGUGGCUUAGUGUUGAUCACAGUUUAUCAGUAGCAGGCUGAUGCAUUGUUGAAAGCAAGUCACGUUGGUUUAUUUGAAAAUAAAAAUGUAUUUGACACAGA
This is a messenger RNA of Morone saxatilis (striped sea-bass), 2647 nucleotides long. RefSeq names its product BCL2 associated athanogene 3 (gene bag3). The record is from RefSeq and is a predicted model, not a curated record. Lineage: Eukaryota; Metazoa; Chordata; Actinopteri; Moronidae. Gene Ontology annotation, biological process: protein stabilization; negative regulation of striated muscle cell apoptotic process; muscle cell cellular homeostasis. Gene Ontology annotation, cellular component: cytosol; cytoplasm; membrane. Gene Ontology annotation, molecular function: protein-folding chaperone binding; adenyl-nucleotide exchange factor activity.